Triticum dicoccoides is the source of this 1283-nucleotide messenger RNA. RefSeq lists its product as uncharacterized. The transcript has a single exon. The record is from RefSeq and is a predicted model, not a curated record. NCBI's taxonomy places the organism in Eukaryota, Viridiplantae, Streptophyta, Magnoliopsida, Poales, Poaceae. Bases 251 to 844 code for a protein of 197 amino acids.
UGUUCCUCGCUACGCUUGCUUCUCCUUUACUUAUUUAGCCAAGCUACCCUCCAUCAUCACCUCCACGACGCCUGCCUCCUCCCUCCUCGUCCUUCACGCUACUACUACAAAAGACCACACACAAGCAAGCAGAGUCACAUCGCACCACUGGCUUGGCCAAUUCCAUCUCUCGCAUAAACUAUUUCUUGGAUCCCUUGAGAGAGGAUCUAGAGCAGCAGCAGCGGGAUCUGCGCGCGCAGCAGCAGCUUCCAUGGGCCUCGACGUCGCGGAAAUCUCUGAAUUGGCGGCGCUCCGGCCGAUCCAGACGGCCGUGAGCGGCUCACGGCUUACUUCAGGUCCCGGCGCGGACGAUGGCGCUGCCGAAACCGGCGGCGUCACACCCAAGGCGAGCGGCGCGCGAUCGGCCGCUGCAGGAGGAGCGGACGACGACGACGACGCUGCCGCCGAUACCGGCUGCGUGACGCCGAGGGCGAGCGGCUGCAUGGCCAUGCUGCCCAUCGCGCCGCUGCAGCAAGACGACCGCGCCGACGUCGGCUUCGCCACGCCGCUGGCCACGGGUGGAGUAAUUGGGCCGCGAGACGGAUGCGCCGCUGCCGGCGACGAGAACAGCUUCACCACGCCGACCACGGCCGACAGCGCGCUGUUGCCGGCCACGGUGUGCCCUCCGGCCCCGCGGAAGUCGGCGCCGGUUCCGACGAGGAAGCGGGCGCCGCUGCAGCAGCGGCUCUUCUACCCGGUGCCGCACGACCUGGCCACCGUCUUCGUGGCCGUGCCGCAGUGCCCGCCGCCCGCCAAGAAGAUGCGGUCGCACGCCGUGGAGUCAUCCGCGCCCCUAGGCACGUAAGCGAGUCAUCUGCGUCUCUCUCUCUCGUUCCCGCAAUUCAGCACCCCGCGCAGGUCACAUGCAUGCGUGCAUGCUGCUGCGCGCCAUUGCCUUGGCCGAAGGAAUUCUCCAGAGAAGCGGAAGCGAAGUGGAUUUCUCUUUCCUGUCCUUCUCCGCAUGCAGAAUUGCAGAUCGAGCCUGAACAAUCGAAUUGUACAUACACCGCCCGCCUGCAUGCGCACUCGCGUGGUGUUCAACCGCCACGGCGCAAAUCAAGCAGCUGAUCGUGGAAUCAUAGGCUUGCGAAUAAUCAGCUCUGCACGCCAGACUUUGGCGCCCGUGAGUGGCCGCCAAUUGCUCUGUAUUUGCGCCUCAAUCCCCUCGCGGGGAAUUGUGUAAACUCUACUGUAAUCUCUUGUAAACUCUACUAGUACCAUUUUGUCUUGUGUACUUGUUUCGA